ACAAGAGCAGAAGGAGCAGAGAUCUGUUUUUGUUCAGAGGAAGUGAAACUAUUCUACAGUCACUGGCACCAGGUGAAAUGGGGCAGCAAGAAAAUCAACUGCAUGGAGAAAGAUUCUGCUGUUCGAUCUGUCUGGAUCUACUGAAGGAUCCAGUGACUAUUGGCUGUGGACACAGCUACUGUAUGGGCUGUAUUAAAACCCACUGGGACAAUGAGGAUGAGAGAAGAAUCUACAGCUGCCCUCAGUGUAGACAGACCUUCACACCGAGGCCUAUCCCGGUGAAAAGCUUUGUGAUAGCUGAUUUACUGGAGGAGCUGAAGAAGACUGGACUUCAAGCUGCUCCUGCUGAUCACUGCUAUGCUGGACCUGAAGAUGUGGCCUGUGAUUCCUGCACUGGGAGCAAACGGAAAGCUAAGACUUUACAGAUUGUGUCUCAAAUGGAUGUUUUACUGCCACAACCAGAGCCCAAGACCAGAGCUGACUUCUUAAAAUAUUCACAGGAAAUCACACUGGCUCCAAACACGGCUAACAAAUGUCUGUUAUUAUCUGAGGGAAACAGAAAAGUAACAUUUAUGAGAGAAAAACUGUUUUAUUCUAAUCACCCAGACAGAUUCACUAAUUGGUUUCAGGUCCUGAGUAGAGAGAGUCUGACUGGACGUUGUUACUGGGAGGUGGAGUGGAGAGAUGGAGUUCGUGUAGCUGUCGCAUACAAGAAUAUCAGCAGAGCAGGGUCUUCAUUUGAAUGUGGAUUUGGAUUCAAUGGUAAAUCUUGGAUGUUACGUAGUGAUGGAAACAUUUAUAACUUUUAUUACAACAAAAUCAACACUCCAGUGUCAGGUCCUCAGUCCUCCAGAGUAGGAGUGUACCUGGAUCACAGUGCAGGUGUUCUGUCCUUCUGCAGCGUCUCUGACACCAUGACUCUCCUCCACAGAGUCCAGACCACAUUCACUCAGCCUCUCUAUGCUGGAGUUAUGGUUAAUUAUCAUGGAGACACAGCUGAGUGGUGUAAACUCAAGUAAACUCGAGUCAUUAAAAGCAGUGAUUUAGAUUCUGUGUUUAAAUCUUUAACUUAUUUUGUCUCCAUGUUUGUUGCUCAAAGUUAGUCGUUGUGAUGUUUCUGCUCCACACAGAGAUCAGCUUUCAAUCGAACACUGACCUUCCUUUAUC
Molecule: messenger RNA, 1167 nt
Organism: Hippoglossus stenolepis (Pacific halibut)
Lineage: Eukaryota; Metazoa; Chordata; Actinopteri; Pleuronectiformes; Pleuronectidae
Product: tripartite motif-containing protein 16-like
Exons: 1
Coding region: 78-1019 (313 amino acids)
Molecular function (GO): protein binding
Source: RefSeq, a predicted model, not a curated record